ACUAUGUGACAGACGAUCGAAAAUUUUCCGAAAGCACUCCUAGGGACGUGUUGUGCUGCAGUUCGUAUACUAACGCGGGAAGAAUUCACUGUAUUUAAUUUUUUAAGGAUAUUCAUGUAUAGACAAUGCCGAUAAUUAAAAUUGAACGGAUUUUGAGUUGUAGCAGCGAAGAUCCGAAUCACCCAGUGGCGAACCUCAUCAACGCUGACAAGAAGACGUGGAAAUGUAAGAACGUAGGCGAGAAGCAUGCGUCUGUCAUUCUGCAGCUUGAAAAAGAAACCAUCAUUAAUUCUAUCGAUAUUGGAAAUGGAAACAGUGCUUUUAUUGAGGUUUUAGUUGGUCGAUCAAGUACACCUGAUGAGGAUUUUGAGGUGUUGUUGGUUGCAUCAUCAUUCAUGUCACCGCUGGAGGCGCGCAGCGGUAGUAAUCCCAGUAGAGUACGUAUGUUUGCGGUGGACGCGUUAUCGAAGUCGGUGGCAGACCAGAAGUGGGACAGAGUGAAAGUCAUCUGCACGCAACCGUUCAACAAGCACGUUCAGUAUGGUCUGGCGUUCAUCACGUUCCACUCCGUGAUAACCGACGAUAAGCCCGCUGCCUUGGGGAGCAGACUCGGUCGUUUCGUCGUGAAGGAUGACGCCGAAGAGCCAAACUCCAUCAGCGCAGGGAGUCUGUUUGCUCGACGGAAAGAUAUUGAAUCCCAGCCUCUGAAAGGAGCAGCAGCAAUCCGUGAAGCUUCAUCUCCAACUGCCGUUCAGAAGCGCAGACUGGCAAAUGUUGGAGAAGUAUCUGUCAGUAAGGCUUCGUCGCCAGUCGCCGUUGCAAGACCCAGACUCGUACAGAAGGCGGAACGUCUGCCUCUGAAAGAACAGGUCUCUUGCAGUAAUGGCAGUCAGAAGGCAACAGGUGAGUGCUCAGAACAGCACAAGAAGAAAGCCAGAAAGAAGGAAGAGCCUCUUACAAAGAAACCCAGACUUCUUGGAAAACCGUUCAGGCAGCUGCUAGAAGGCGUUGUGCUCGUCAUCAGUGGUUACCAGAAUCCCUACCGUGCAAAUUUGCGCACCAUGGCCCUUGAGAUGGGGGCGUGCUACAAGUCAGACUGGGAUAGCUCAUGCACACAUCUGGUGUGUGCGUUUCCUAACACACCAAAGUUUCAGCAGGUCUGGGGGAAAGGGCAUAUCGUGCAGAAGGAGUGGAUUGAGAACUGCCACAGCAAGAGGAAACGAUUGCCGUGGAGAAGGUUUGCACUCAGCAAGGAAGACCACAAAAAGCCGGAAAGCGAGGAUGAGGUCCCGGAGCUGCUGCCUAGUGCAGAUGUUCCUGACUCACCCCUUCAGCAUGACUCUGGGGGAGGGAGCGAUGUUGAUGAGCAGCCAUGGUCUGGAUCUGACACAGAGGAUGAAAUUGAGAGGGUCAGGGCUGCCAAUCCAUAUGAUGCAGAGACAGAUGUGGACAGUGAUGAAGGACAGCCCAGUACUGCCAACAUGCCAUUGCCAAAGUUACCCGAUUUCUUUCGUGGCAAGUGUUUCUAUCUUCACAAGGAACUGAGUGCAGAUGUCAGGAGCAGGCUGAAGAGAUACAUUAUAGCCUUCAAGGGGUUGUUAGUGGACGAGCUGGAUGAUGUGCGGGUCACCUUAAUAAUUUCAAACAAGAAGGUUCAAUCCAAACAACCAGUAGUAAAACCUGAUUGGGUUUGGGAGUGCAAUGAUACAGGAAUGGUAUUGCCAACAAAGCCAUAUGAAUUUGUGAGUGUACCAAAUUAAAUCUCUUACGAAUGGGAAAUAAGACUUCUGUAUAUUAGGAUUAUGCAAGUGAUAUAUCAUUCAUUGUUCUUGUAUGAUUUGCAAUUACACGUGUUGUGUCUACAGAUUUUCAUAAUAGAUUUAGUCAAUAAAAAAUUAUAAUUAA
Molecule: messenger RNA, 1905 nt
Organism: Zootermopsis nevadensis
Lineage: Eukaryota; Metazoa; Arthropoda; Insecta; Blattodea; Termopsidae
Source: RefSeq, a predicted model, not a curated record